Messenger RNA from Populus trichocarpa (black cottonwood), 917 nucleotides. Its product is annotated as eukaryotic translation initiation factor 5B. The coding region runs from base 65 to 739 and encodes 224 amino acids. The record is from RefSeq and is a predicted model, not a curated record. Lineage: Eukaryota; Viridiplantae; Streptophyta; Magnoliopsida; Malpighiales; Salicaceae. Gene Ontology annotation, molecular function: GTP binding; GTPase activity; translation initiation factor activity. The transcript has 4 exons.
UAUAUAUAUAUAUAUAUAUAGAACUAAAGCCAUCAAUCUCGUCAUCAGGGCAAUUGGAGCGACAAUGUCUGUUGAAAAGGUUCCGGUUUGCUGUAUUAUGGGUCAAACAGAUUGUGGGAAAACCAAAUUGUUGGAAUAUAUGGGAAGCUAUGAUGAUAUAAAGAAGCAGCAGCAGCAGCAGAAUCAUGGUGGCAGGAGUGCCGCUUUCUUUCCAGCCAAGUACAUAGAGGAGAGAGCAGCAGCAGGAGCAGCAGCAGCAGAAGAGAGAGAAGUGGAUGGUCCUUUAUCAAUCAAUCUCCCUGGUUUACUCAUCGUUGAUAUCUCCGCUGUUGAGUCAGAUUCUAACAAGCGUCUGCGGGCUUGGCUUUCAUGUGAUCUUCCUGUUUUAGUUCUUGACAUUGCUGUUGGGGUCGAUCAUGAAAUAAUUGACUUAGUCAAGCUCUUGAGAUUGUUUCAUAAGGAUUUCGUCCUUGUAUUGAAUAAGGUGGACAAACUUUUAGGAUGGAAAAAUUGCCCCAACACUCCUAUUUCAAGGGCAGUACCCCUGCAGAGGACAGAGGUGCAAUCUGAGUUAUCUUCAAGGAUCAAACAGGUUAAAACUGCGUUAACGAAGGAAGGAGUAGAAGCUGUCAGGAUUCUACCUACUAGCACAGUUAGUGGAGAAGGCGUUGCUGAUCUGCUGCUGACAUUGUAUGAUCGCAUCCAGAAAACUAUGGAUGAGAAGCUGUCUUUUCACUAAUGUAUGAUUCCUUUGAUCCUAUUUGAAUCAGGGAAAUAUUGCUCUUAGAAUAAGCAAAUAUCUGUUUAGACAAUCCAAAAAUCUUAAAGUAAACACACUAAAUAUGUAAUAUUUACCAUCUUAAACCAGAGAUGGUCAAUACGUGAAGGAAAUCAAUAUGGUACUAGCAGUCCACUUA